This is a messenger RNA of Papilio machaon (common yellow swallowtail), 2798 nucleotides long. RefSeq lists its product as uncharacterized. The transcript has 11 exons. Gene Ontology annotation, cellular component: membrane. Lineage: Eukaryota; Metazoa; Arthropoda; Insecta; Lepidoptera; Papilionidae. The record is from RefSeq and is a predicted model, not a curated record. Bases 403 to 2721 code for a protein of 772 amino acids.
GCGUCAGUCGAUCCUCACAAUCGCGCAAAACGUACGAAGUCCGCAUACGCCAGUGAAAACGCAAGGAGGCGCACGCGCAUGCAAUUUCCGUCUCCAUUCUUAAUCCUUGCAAAAACAAUGCUUAUUUAAAAAACUAUUUCUCAGUGACACAGUGCUUGUUUUAUAGUAUCAAGACGAUAACAUUUUCAAACGUUGUGUAGUUAAGCAUUUUAUGAUAAGGUUUUUCUUCCGAUUUGCGACUGCGGUACAAUAUUAUAAUAUACACAUUUUCCAUGUAUCAAGAACACCGAAGACGGAAUCUUAAAGCCGGUGGCUGGAGAACGAAAAACUUUCCUACAUAGGUCGUUCACCUCCGCCAAAACAGCAAGGAAUUAAAACAAGUAGACCUUCACCGGAAUAAAGAUGCAGUUCAUUCGGGCAUUUUUCAAACGGAUUACGGACGAUUUAAAACUAAAGAAGUUGAUACCACUGAAGAUUCUAUUCUUCGUACAUGCAUCGACCCUGUUUGUCCUGUACCCGUACUUGACGAUCCAUAUGCGUGAGCUGGGCAUCAACGUGGAAGAGACGGCCAUCAUGUCGGCGGUGACGCCCGUCAUCUCUAUUAUCAUGCCGCCGCUCGCCGGCAUGCUCGCUGACAAGAUCGGCAACUUCAGGCUGCUGUUGGCGCUGUCGUCUGCACUGGGCGGGGUAUCGGCGCUGCUGCUGCUAGCGGUGCCAGUGGGUCGCAUCACGGUCACCUACCCGCCUGCCGCGCAGUUGCUCAGCACGUGCAGCGCCGGCGCCCUGCAGCUGCGUUCUCUGCCGGGCUACCCCUGCACGCCGUUACAUCCAUACGCCUUUGAUGUCAACUUGACGGUCUUGUCUUGCGGGUUUGUUUGCGAGAUACCAGGCGAAGUUUCUUCCAAAGAAAUUGAUGCUAUGAUCCACACGAAUUCUUAUGACGUACGAUUACAAUCGAACUCCCAUGAUCAACGCCUGCUAUACCGUCAUACGGUAUCUCCUCUACCGACCAGAAGCAAAGUCCUCAUGAAAGAUCAAAGCACUUCAAGAAUCAUGACUGACGAUCCUUUCUUCAAUUCUACAGUCUCAAGAUUAUCAGACAAUGAGUUAUUUUUCCCAGCUCCGACGCUCUACCAGAUGCAAUGUACGCAAAACGAAAACAACGCGACCUGUCUAUUUGGAAGGAGAAAUUUUCUAAACGAUCUGGAAGUUGAUAACGAACAAAAUUCUAAUACAGAAUAUCGUAUGCGGAUAUCACAUGACGUUCAGAAAUCCUCCACCGAAGUGAAGGAUUAUUGGGUUAACGCAAUAUCAAUUGGCAACGGAACGAAGUAUGACGCAGAUUACGAAGGAGUUGACAGUAUGACUUGCGAGGAUAAUUUUAUUGGGGAUGAAGACGUGGAUAAUGUUAGAGUGAAGACAGGCUCCAGACUAUUGACUAGAUGUUCGUCCGCGUGCGCCGCUCUCACGCCUCGGAAGAACUUGUGCGAGAACUUCCAACAACAGAUAGAGCUCGAUCCCACAUUCACGUUCUGGGCGUACAUGGCUGUCAGAGUAUUCAUUGGAAUUAUCGGUGGUACAGCAUUCGCGAUGUUCGAAGGCGCUGUAAUUGCUAUAAUCAGAGACCAGCGGGCGGACUACGGCCUGCAGAGGGUGUACGGCAGCAUCGGAGGCAUGAUCUCAUCUCCUCUCUCCGGGCUGCUCAUUGACUACGCGAGCAGGGGUAAAGGAUACACGGACUUCAGACCAGCGUUCUACUUGUAUGCGGUUUUGAAAGUCCUGUCUGGUGCGCUGAUGUUGAGCAUAGAUUUAGAAUUCAAACAACCAGCUCAGAAUCUUCUAGAAGAUGUCAUAUCUGUUUUCCGGAAUAUUGAAAUCGUUGCAUUGUUUAUUGCAUGCUUUAUAAUGGGUACCGCAUGGGGUUACAUCGAGAGUUUCCUGUUCUGGCUACUGCAAGACCUGGGGGCGUCCAGAUCGCUGAUGGGCAUCACGAUUACAGUCGGAGGCAUCGCUGGCCUUCCUUUGCUCGUUCUAUCAGGACCCAUCAUCAACAAACUGGGUCAUGCCAAUGUACUGUUCAUUGGAUUUGUCUUCUAUGCUAUUAGAUUACUUGGAUAUUCGUUGAUCUACAAUCCUUGGCUGUGCCUGAUCUUCGAAGCGCUGGAGUCGGUGACGUCAUCACUGUCGUUCACCGCGGCCGUGACAUACGCGGCGCGUCUCUCCUCUGUUACCACUGACACCUCCGUGCAAGGGCUGCUCGGCGGUCUUUACUAUGGAGUUGGCAAGGGAUCUGGAAGUUUGAUAGGUGGAUAUUUAAUGAAAUUCGUCGGUACGAGGCCGACAUACCAGAUAUUUGCAAUCGCGACGUUACUAACAGGAUGCGUCUAUUACCUAUUUAACAAGUUCUACAUCGGGAAACGUCCUUAUAAUGAUGACAACGACAUCUGCAAGAAGAAACCUCCAACUUUAGAUGUUGAAGACUGCGAAGUGACCAAGAAAGAAAACGAUAAGCCAAUUGCACCGCUAGAUGUCGUUAGUAGGAUUGAGAAUGAUAAAUUAAAGGGUCCUAUUAUAGAGAGUGGACCAAAAAAUAACCAACAAGUUAAAGGUGUGACAGAAAUUGACGGCGGUAGUGACUCUGGUGUAGACAAUCCGGCGUAUGCUGAGAGUGAAGCCUCCAAUGACGUGAUACAAAAGGAUGACUGCAAAAUUACCAAGUAGCUCUUGUGAUAUUAAGUAUUUCAAAACUUACAAACUAGAUUUACAAAAUUAUGUUUACUGUUGUUGUAAGAAAAUGU